This is a messenger RNA of Clarias gariepinus (North African catfish), 501 nucleotides long. Its product is annotated as B-type lectin plumieribetin-like. Lineage: Eukaryota; Metazoa; Chordata; Actinopteri; Siluriformes; Clariidae. The coding region runs from base 63 to 404 and encodes 113 amino acids. The record is from RefSeq and is a predicted model, not a curated record. The transcript is spliced from 3 exons.
CCCAGAUCUCCAAAGCAGCUCACUGAUUCUUCUCUCCGCUCUCGCUCUCACUGUGCAGAAACAUGAACAAGCACUACUUGUCCAUGAAUGAAGAGCUCCGUAAAGGAGACUAUCUGUUAUCCAACAAUGGAGAGUACAAGGCAGUCUUUCAGGACGAUGGAAACUUUGUGGUUUACGGCUGGAACCCCUUGUGGCAUUCCAACACAGGUCACAUUAACGAUGCCCAGCGCCUCAUCAUGCAAGGAGACUGCAACCUCGCCAUAUACACACCAUCCAAACUUGUGUGGUCCAGCGGCCAAACCCGGUCCAACGUCAAAACCUGCCGCCUGACUUUGGGCAAUGAUGGCUUUCUUCGGAUUGACAAUGACUUUGUGGAGGUGUGGAAAUCCACCAAGAAAACUUAAAAGCAUUGAAGUAAACUCCUAAGCACACUCAGAGCUUCCUACAGUACUGUAUCUGUAACUGUCAGUAAACUUAUCAAUAAAUCAGUAAAGCAAAUCA